Molecule: messenger RNA, 1134 nt
Organism: Saccostrea echinata
Lineage: Eukaryota; Metazoa; Mollusca; Bivalvia; Ostreida; Ostreidae
Product: NADH dehydrogenase (ubiquinone) complex I, assembly factor 6-like
Exons: 10
Coding region: 14-994 (326 amino acids)
Biological process (GO): biosynthetic process; mitochondrial respiratory chain complex I assembly
Cellular component (GO): mitochondrion
Source: RefSeq, a predicted model, not a curated record
AUUUAUUUUCAAGAUGGCAGCCUCCUUGAGAAUAAUUUCCAAAGGCUGUGGAAUUGGUUUAAAGCAAAAUAGAACAUUGUAUUCAAAAAUUAAAACUUUAGAUUUGUCGUACUUGAACUUCAGAAGAAAUGCAUCAGUGGUUCGCAACAUACCACCCAAAAGUUUUGAAUACUGUUACAGUUUAGUCAGGCAAUAUGACCAUGAAAAUUAUCUUUGUACCUUACUAUUAAGAAGAGACCUUCGUGCUGCAGUUAUUGUCUUAAGGGCCUUUAAUAUUGAAGUUGCUAUGGUUGCAAGCAAUGUAUCAGACCCAAUUAGAGGUCUUGGCAGGUUCCAGUUCUGGAGAGAAGCUCUUGAUGGAAUUUACAGUCCAAAGGGAACUGUACCUCAAACACCAGUGGCCCAGUUGUUGAAUUGGGUAGCUAAUGAGUACCAGGUCUCUAAAUCAUGGCUCUCCAGGCUGAUCGAAGCUAGGGCUUCCAAUCCUACGAGUCAAUUUAAGACAUUGGUGGAAAUGGACAAUUAUUAUGAACAAGUUGUUUCCUCAAUGAAUUACUUAUUACUUGAAUUACACGGUAUAAAAGAUGUACAGGCAGAUCAUGCUGCCAGUCAUUUAGGACGAUGCUAUGGGAUGGUGAAUUUAAUAAAGGUUACCCCAUCCCAGCUGUCACAAGGAAAUGUAAUGUUUCCCCAUGAUUUAUUAGCAAAGCAUUCAGUAUCUCAGGAAGAUAUCAAACGAGGGAAAAAUCCAAAAGGAGUCAGUGAUGUUGUGUACGAAAUAGCAAGUGUUGCAAAACAGCAUCUAGACAAGGCCAGAUCAUUGAAAGGAAAUGUUCCAAAUCAAGCUAUGCCUGUGUUUCUUCCAUCCGUGUUUUGUGAUAAUUACCUGACUAAUUUACAGAAAGUGGACUUUAAUGUGUUUGAUCCAACACUGAAUAAGAAGAGAUUUCUAUACCACAAACUUUUACUGCAAAGAUUCAAGAAAACCUAUUAAUAUCAGUCUGUGAUUAGAGCAAAAAAAUGGAAACUGUGUUGCAGCAUAACGUUUUAGAUAAUGUAGCAAAUGUGAGAUGCAAAAAAUCUCUGAUUUACAGAGAUUGUUUUAUUGUUAUUUGAUUACAGAAAGAUUACAAA